GAACGUUAGUGACCGUUGGCUGAGGUUUUGAGAGGACGGGGGCAGCACGCCCACAGUCCUACUGGUGACGAAUUAGGGCACAACGGCUAGAAGAAAGGGAGGAUCUAGGAAGCAGCUAAUAAAGGAAAAUGGGGUUCCAGUGGCCCGCUGGUAGAAGGAAAGCGAGGAUGUGCGGAACAGUAACAAAGAAGCAGAUUGCUGUACUCAGGAAUUGAUCAGUGGGGUGGGGAUUGCUUAUAGUUGACAACUGUUUUUUUCCUGCUAGGGCUGCUGUGCCUGAUUUUACAGCUGUCUGUGACAAGUAGAAGUUAAACCUGGGGAAGCGUUGUAUUCAUCAGUGUUGGGAAAAGUUCACCUGCACAGUUUUCCCAUUCUCGUUAAGCUAUGGGGUGCACAGGAGCUCUGCCAGGGUGAAAAAACAAACCCCUUAGGGCUGGCCAGUUGGACACUAAGCAUGCUAGUGAAUGGCAAAAUAAGCGAGUGAGCAAGGCCUAUUUAUUUAUUCAUAUACCACCUAAUGCCAAAAUAGGCUAUCUUGAUGACAGUAGUAGGUUCUAAGGGGUGGCCGCUGAUUCCAUGAGAACGAAUAAAAAAAACUUGGGAUGCAAGCUUGAAUAUGUCCAACAGGAUGAAGUAGACGUUUCUGUAUCUUUGAAGGACUGUGACUUGGGACCAUGGACAGAAGGAAUGAUUCAGACAGACAGCUGAACCCCCCUGCUGCCUUUAGAGGUCCAAGGCCCAUUGGACCAAGGGGGUUGAUGCCACCUUCACAUUUCCAGAGCCGGUCAGCACCACCUCUAGCUGUGCCUGCUGCAGUGCCCUGGGGUGCCCCUCUUCUUCCUAACUUGGAGGCAGCUGAACUCAAACGAGAAAACCAGCGACUGAAGGAUGAACUCCACAGAUGGGCCACAGAGGGAGCCAAAAGAGAAGAAUCUGGAACCAGAGCCAGGUCAUUGGAUAGAGAAGCUGAGCCCUCAAAUGUGUGUCACACCUUGGCCAUGUCCCAACAGGCUGAGAUCAUCUCUCACCAGCUGCACGAGAUCCAGCGGUUAGAGGCUGAGCUAGCCACUGUUCGAGUUGCCUCAGCCCAGCAGGAGGCAGCAGCGGCCAGUCGGGAAAAGACCCUCUCUUGCCUUCAGAGUGAGUUUGCAGAGCUCAAGAACCAGAGUGAGGCAGAAGCUGCUGGCUUGAAGGCAGAGCUAGAGGAAGUCAGAAGGAGCAGCAAACUGGAGACUGAGACUCUCGGGCAAGAGCUGGAGGAGCUUAAGAGGCGGAGGCAGUUGGAAGCUGAUUCUCUGAGGGAGGAGCUGGAGCUGACCAAGGAAAGGUAUGGCCAUGAACUUGGACUGGCCCGAAGAGAGCUGCAGGGGGUGCUUGAAGAAGCAGAAGCUGAGCGAAAGAGGCAAGAGCAGAGGGUGCGGGAGUGCCUACAGACAGCGCUCAGGGAGCACCAGGCAGAGUUGUCCAGACUCUCUGAAGUCCAUGGGACUGAACUUGCAUCCCUGAAGCAUCAACUCUGUGCGCUCAAACAGGAUUUGGAAGCUCAGCAUAAGGAGGCUGUCCAAUUAAGGGAAAAGAAGGAUGUUCUGCAGACCCAACUCAGUGCAGCUGAGGCAGAGCUCACUUCCCAGAAUGCAUUGCUGCUGCAGCUGAAGACCUACGUUGGGGAACAGGAGUCAAAGCAACCCAGUUCUGAGCAGGAACAACUGAUAAGGAGAGUGCAGCAACUGGAAGAUGAGAAUGAUGCCUUGAAAAUUACAGCUGAGCUGUUGCAGGUUCGCCUAACUUCUCUCAGUGAUAUUCUGACACUACAGGAGACGGAACUCUGCAAGAAGGUGCAGCUCCAGGACCCUCUUCAGCCUGAGUCAUCUCGGAAACUUCAGUCCUUGCUGACCCGGUGGCGGGAGAAAGUCUUUUCCCUCCUGGUGCUGCUGAAAUCUCAGGAGCUCAGCCACAGGGAUGCCACUAAACAGCUAGAAAGGAAGGUAAAAGAGCUAGCAGAAGAAGUGGAGUCCAGAGAACAGAAGGUGGCGCUCUUGCUCCACAGCUUAGAAGACAAGACUGCUGAAGCUAAUGUGGAAAGGGUGAGAAAUAAGGCUCUGCAGGCAGAGGCAUUGCGCUCGAAUGAAUUGGCACAGGAUCUUCAACGGAGGGCAGAGACGGGUGAAAAUGCCAUUCGGGACCUGGUGGACUUUGUCAGCAGGUUAAACCAGCAGCUGAUGGGACAGGAAGAUGCAUGGAGAGCAGCCUUGUCACGUCUUGCGGGGUUGGGAAACCGAGUUGCUUUUGCAGCCAAGAGAGUCGACACCAUCCAAGGGCUGGUGUGCCAGAAAUUAGCAUUAGCCAGACUUCAGCAAGACGAGAGACCUUGCACCACAAGAUCAGACCAUGAGAAGAUUCAACCGUCUUAUGAAGACCUUCAAGCUGAGUUACAGAUGCUGCACGAAGAACGGGACCAACUCUCGAUGGAGCUUAAACGUGGGGCACAACUCAUAGAGAAGAAAGUGGUGGAAGCGCGCGAGAGAGCGGAGUCUGAGCUCAAGGACAUGAGAGAGACUUCACAGAGCCUGCAGGAGGCGCUAGAGGCAAAGGCAUUGGUGGGACAGGCACUGAGGGAGCAGCAGGAGGCUACAGAGAAGCAGCUGGAGGCAGCUUACAGCAACCUACAGAGGAGCGAAGAGGCUGCUGAGAGUCUGAGGCAAGAGCUGGGACAACUAAGAGCGGAGUAUGAGAGAGCCCUGCAGGAGAAGGUAACUGAAGUUGAAACACAGCUGCGCAAAGAUCUGUCAGAAAUGGAGAAAGGACUCAAUGACGCACGGAGGGAGCACACCAAGGCAGUGGUUGCCCUCCGCCAAGCUGAGCGCCAGGCAGCAAGAGACAAAGCUCGCAGCAAUGAGCUGGCCAAGUUGCAAGAAUCCGCCAUGCAACAGGAAAUAGCACGGCUUGAAGGACACCUGCAGGAGCUUGAGAGGGACAAGAACUUGUUGAUGGCUACCUUGAGGCAGGAAGGGCUCUUGGCCCAGCGUCGACAGAAUCGGCUGGCAGCAGUCCGGGCCCCAGCAGAAUCAACUGGGAACACUGGAACGAAGCCUCCAUCUAAAGAGUCCCUGUUUGCUGUGCUGGAUGACCUGCAGGUUCUAGGUGCUGCUAUACUGGGUGAAGAGGAAGCAGACCAAGAGAGAGAGGCCAAUGCUGACACCUAAGAGCAAAUCCUGUUGGUGGGAAGGAAAAUCAACUUGGAGAGGCCUGGAUGUGGGAAUGAACAGAAUAUUUGUAAAUAAAAAUUAUUUAAAUAGG
Messenger RNA from Rhineura floridana, 3297 nucleotides. It is a transcript of the gene CCHCR1, whose product is annotated as coiled-coil alpha-helical rod protein 1. The transcript is spliced from 18 exons. Gene Ontology annotation, biological process: protein export from nucleus; cell differentiation. Gene Ontology annotation, cellular component: centriole. Lineage: Eukaryota; Metazoa; Chordata; Lepidosauria; Squamata; Rhineuridae. The record is from RefSeq and is a predicted model, not a curated record. Bases 675 to 3203 code for a protein of 842 amino acids.